This is a messenger RNA of Molossus molossus (Pallas's mastiff bat), 3652 nucleotides long. RefSeq names its product DNA ligase 3 (gene LIG3). NCBI's taxonomy places the organism in Eukaryota, Metazoa, Chordata, Mammalia, Chiroptera, Molossidae. The transcript has 20 exons. The coding region runs from base 114 to 3143 and encodes 1009 amino acids. Gene Ontology annotation, cellular component: DNA ligase III-XRCC1 complex. Gene Ontology annotation, biological process: double-strand break repair via alternative nonhomologous end joining; lagging strand elongation; DNA biosynthetic process. Gene Ontology annotation, molecular function: DNA binding; zinc ion binding; DNA ligase (ATP) activity. The record is from RefSeq and is a predicted model, not a curated record.
GCUCAAAGACCCGGAUUUAAAGAGACAGGCGCUACAACCGUGGUGGCUGAGCGCGGCCUGUGGGCGCCCAGUCCGAGGCUUUCGGUGUGCGCCGGAGCCGGGAAGGCAGCUGUAUGACUUUGGCUUUCAAGAUCCUCUUCCCAUCAACCCUCCGUACACUCAGCCGAAAAGAACUGUGCCUAUUCCAAGAACAUCUCUGGCCAGACAUAAAACAGUUCAGCCAGUGGUCAGAAACAGAUCGGCUUCAUGGGCACUGUCUCCUCCAGAAAAGAAAGCCCAUUCUGUCAUUCCAAAAAGGCAAUCUAAGACCACGAGCCUCCUGCUUUGUCUUCUUGCCACGGUCGCAUGUGGGACUCUGCAGUGGGCCCUGUGAGAUGGAGCAACGGUUCUGUGUGGACUAUGCCAAGCGUGGAACAGCUGGUUGCAAAAAAUGCAAGGAAAAGAUUGUGAAGGGCGUAUGCCGAAUCGGCAAAGUGGUACCCAACCCCUUCUCAGAGUCUGGGGGUGAUAUGAAAGAGUGGUACCACGUGAAAUGCAUGUUUGAGAAACUGGAGCGGGCCCGUGCCACCACAAAAAAAAUUGAGGACCUCACAGAGCUGGAAGGCUGGGAAGAGCUGGAAGAUAAUGAGAAGGAGCAGAUAAGUCAGCAUAUUGCAGAUCUGUCUUCUAAGGCAACAAGCACACCAAAGAAGAAAGCCGUCGUUCAGGCUAAGCUGACAGCCACAGGCCAGGUGACAUCUCCGGUGAAAGGUGCUUCAUUUGUUACCAAUAACAAUCCCCGGAAAUUUUCUGGAUUUUCAGCCAAGCCCAACAACUCUGGAGAAGCCUGCUCAAGCCCUACCCGUAAAACAAGUCUGUCCUCAAGCAAAUGUGACCCCAAGCACAAGGAUUGUCUGCUACGUGAGUUUCGGAAGUUGUGCGCCACAGUGGCUGAAAAUCCUAGCUACAACACAAAGACCCAGAUCAUCCAGGACUUCCUUCGGAAAGGCUCAGCAGGAGAUGGUUUCCAUGGUGAUGUGUACCUAACAGUGAAGCUGCUGCUGCCGGGUGUUAUUAAGAGCGUUUACAACUUGAAUGAUAAGCAGAUUGUGAAGCUUUUCAGCCGCAUUUUUAACUGCAACCCAGAUGAUAUGGCACGAGAUCUAGAGCAGGGUGAUGUAUCAGAGACAAUCAGAGUCUUCUUUGAGCAGAGCAGGUCUUUCCCCCCCGCUGCCAAGAGCCUUCUUACCAUCCAGGAGGUGGACGAAUUCCUCCUGCGGCUCUCCAAGCUCACCAAGGAGGAUGAGCAGCAACAGGCCCUGCAGGACAUCGCCUCCAGAUGUACAGCCAAUGACCUUAAGUGCAUCAUCAGGUUGAUCAAACAUGAUCUGAAGAUGAACUCGGGAGCAAAACACGUGUUAGACGCCCUCGACCCCAAUGCCUAUGAAGCCUUCAAAGCCUCACGCAACCUGCAGGACGUGGUGGAGCGGGUCCUCCACAAUGAGCAGGAGGUGGAGAAGGAGCCAGGCCGGAGACGAGCUCUCAGCGUUCAGGCCUCACUGAUGACCCCGGUGCAGCCCAUGCUGGCCGAGGCCUGCAAGUCCAUUGAGUACGCAAUGAAGAAGUGUCCUAACGGCAUGUUCUCUGAGAUCAAGUAUGAUGGGGAGCGAGUCCAGGUGCAUAAGAACGGAGACCACUUCAGCUACUUCAGCCGCAGUCUCAAGCCUGUCCUACCUCACAAGGUGGCCCACUUUAAGGACUACAUCCCUCAGGCUUUCCCUGGGGGCCACAGUAUGAUCUUGGACUCUGAAGUGCUCCUGAUUGACAACAAGACAGGCAAACCAUUGCCCUUUGGGACUCUGGGUGUGCACAAGAAAGCCGCCUUCCAGGAUGCUAAUGUCUGCCUGUUUGUUUUUGAUUGUAUCUACUUCAAUGGUGUCAGCUUGAUGGACAGGCCUCUGUGUGAGCGGCGGAAGUUUCUUCAUGAUAACAUGGUUGAAAUUCCCAACCGGAUCAUGUUCUCAGAAAUGAAGCAAGUUACGAAAGCUUCAGACUUGGUUGACAUGAUAAAUCGGGUGAUCCGAGAGGGGUUGGAAGGGCUGGUGCUGAAGGACGCAAAGGGUACAUACGAGCCUGGAAAGCGGCAUUGGCUGAAAGUGAAGAAAGACUAUUUGAACGAGGGGGCCAUGGCUGACACAGCUGACCUGGUGGUCCUGGGGGCCUUCUACGGGCAAGGGAGCAAAGGUGGCAUGAUGUCCAUCUUCCUCAUGGGCUGCUACGACCCCAGCAGCCAGAAGUGGUGCACAGUCACCAAGUGUUCAGGCGGCCAUGACGACGCGACGCUGGCCCGCCUGCAGAAGGAGCUGGACAUGGUGAAGAUCAGCAAGGAUCCCAGCAAGAUACCCAGCUGGCUGAAAAUCAACAAGAUCUACUAUCCUGACUUCAUCGUCCCAGACCCGAAGAGAGCUGCCGUGUGGGAGAUCACAGGGGCUGAGUUCUCCAAAUCGGAGGCUCACACAGCCGACGGCAUCUCCAUCCGAUUCCCUCGCUGCACCCGAAUCCGGGAUGAUAAGGACUGGAAAUCUGCCACUAACCUCCCCCAACUUAAGGAACUGUACCAGCUGUCCAAGGAAAGGGCAGACUUCACUGUAGUGGCUGGAGACGAGGGGAGCUCCACUACCGGGGGCAGCAGCGGAGAGAAUGGGGGCGCCUCGGGGCCUGCUGUGUCUCAGAAGGCCAGAACCUCCCCCAAGCAGUCUUCUACCAGUGCCAAGAAGGCAGGAGGGAAGCCGAGUCACCCCAACAGCAAAAGUGGCCCCAAGCUGGCUGCAGAGCCUUCUGUGAAAGCGGGAGAGAAGCUGGUCACGAAGUCUUCCGUGAAGGUGGGGGAGAAGCGGAAGGCUUCAGACGAGACCCCAUGCCAAGCAAAGGUGCUGCUGGACAUCUUCACUGGGGUGCGGCUCUACCUGCCGCCCUCCACACCAGACUUCAGCCGUCUCAGACGCUACUUUGUGGCAUUUGAUGGGGACCUGGUACAGGAAUUUGAUGUGGCCUCAGCCACACAUGUGCUGGGUAGCAGGGACAAGAACCCUGAGGCCCAGCAGAUCUCCCCAGAGUGGAUUUGGGCAUGUAUCCGGAAACGAAGACUGGUAGCUCCCUGCUAGGACUGCUGCCUUCCCUCUGCCUCCAGGCCUACCCUUCCCUGUGGCUGGGGCAGAAACGGGCGGGGAUGGACUUCUUCUCCAAGAAUUGUGUCUUCCAAAACCCACACCCGUGCACGGUCUCUCUCCGCCCAGGAGUCAGGUGCUCUGGGUGCCACCAGGGAAGUCAUUUUCUCCUACUGGUCUAUUUAGAUCUUUCAGAUCUGGGUGCUGGUUUUGUCUUUUUGUUCUUUAAAAAGGAACCUUUCUUCCUCUUUGAAAUAAAAUAUCUUAUGGUUAUCUCUGUCUUCCCCCAGUUCCACCUCCUGUAAUUUCCCAAGUGAUUACGGAGUGAAGUGAAGGCAGGGCUGCUGAGGUCUGUCCCCAGAGCCAGCCCAGUGGAGUCUUCCUCCUCCCUGCCUGCCCUUCACUUCCACACUCCUUUUAAAGUUGUUUCUGACACUGCUCUCCCUCAGAAAUGCUGCUUAUAUUGGCAGACCUUGUAUUCAGCCUGGCCCUUUUUACCAGGAAUG